Toxorhynchites rutilus septentrionalis is the source of this 3079-nucleotide messenger RNA. It is a transcript of the gene SAK, whose product is annotated as serine/threonine-protein kinase PLK4. The coding region runs from base 218 to 2896 and encodes 892 amino acids. The transcript has 5 exons. Gene Ontology annotation, molecular function: protein kinase activity; protein binding; ATP binding. Gene Ontology annotation, biological process: protein phosphorylation. The record is from RefSeq and is a predicted model, not a curated record. NCBI's taxonomy places the organism in Eukaryota, Metazoa, Arthropoda, Insecta, Diptera, Culicidae.
UGGACGCACACAUCGGCUGCUGCAUUGGAAUUGCAUUUCAAAACUGAAAAUAUUUGAACGACGCGUUCUGUUUACCAAUAAGAAAAAUUAGAAUCUCAACAAUUUCAGUGAAUUUUACAAACUAAGUAGGGUAACAUGUUUUAUUUCUGAAAACUGUACUAUUAGUUCAACAGUGAAUAACUAGAUUAGAGCCUGUAACAAAACGAUCAUUAAAAAGAUGCUAGGCAAUUUUGGCGACCGGAUAGAGGACUACGAAGUGUUUGAACUUCUCGGCAAAGGUGGUUUCGCCAGUGUCUAUCGAGCGAAAUGUAUACGAACGGGAUUAUAUGUCGCAAUCAAAAUGAUCGACAAAAAGUUGAUGCAAUCAGCUGGGAUGGCGAACAGAGUACGACAAGAAGUGAGCAUUCAUUCAAGGCUCAAGCAUCCAUCUAUUUUGGAGCUUUUUACGUUCUUCGAAGAUGCCAACUUUGUGUAUCUUGUAUUGGAACUGGCGGAAAAUGGGGAGCUGCAGCGAUACUUGCGGGAUACUAAAAAGACGUUCAACGAGUAUGAGGCUGCUUCCGUUCUGAAACAGGUUGUUGAAGGACUGCUAUAUUUACAUUCACAUCACAUACUGCAUCGGGAUAUGUCUCUAGCAAAUUUGUUGCUAACAAAGCAUAUGACGAUCAAAAUUUCGGAUUUCGGAUUAGCCACACAAUUGUCUCGUCCGGAUGAGAAACAUAUGACACUCUGUGGAACUCCCAAUUAUAUAUCACCGGAAGUAGCUUCCCGAGCAUCACACGGCCUUCCUGCUGACGUUUGGGGACUGGGAUGCAUGUUGUAUACAUUUUUGGUUGGCAGACCACCUUUUGAUACGAAUGGUGUGAAAUCUACGCUAACGAAGGUCGUAAUGUCAAAUUAUACUAUGCCUCCUAAUAUAUCGCAAGAAGCUCGAGAUUUGAUCGAUAAAUUGCUGAAGAAAAAUCCUGCGGAGCGAAUGAAGUUAGAACAUGUUUUGGACCAUCCAUUCAUGCGGAAAGCUAUGUCGUUUGGAAACUAUUGUCCUGGUGGGACACUUUCGUCAACAGACAGUGGUAUUUUGACUAUCUCAAGUAACGGAGACAAUCGAUCAAACAUUCCUUCGAAUUAUAGCAAUGACCGAUUCCAGCCGCCGUUCGGUCAGCAAAUGCCUCUUCGCUAUCAACCUAUUAGUGAACACGAACAAGAUUUCCAGGAAAGUAUACUGCCGCCACGACCACAAUCAUUGUCCCAGAAGCAAACCUCCGAUUUUUACUCCGGAGUCAAAUACGACCAUGGGCAACCGCCCUGUUUCACUCCUCAAAUGAACCAAAUAUCGCUCCUGCAGCAGUUCAACAGUCUUGAGCUGAUGGAGAAAUAUAACAUUAACAAAGCGGAGAUCGCUAGUGUUGGCCGUUCUGCUUCGACGGCCAGUUCGGAUUUGGUUUCCAUGCAUCAACAUCAGCAGCAGCUACAGUAUCAGCAGAUCCCUAAUAAUACUAACUCGAAUGCAAAACCAAAUUCGAUUUCAAUGUUGUAUCAGUUUUCUGGUGAACAGAAUCAGCCGCAGCAGACGGAUUACUACGAGUAUAUUGACGGCAAGGAAAAUAGUCGAGUGAAUGAAGGAGGAGCACAGCAAGUCAAAUGCGGAUCAUUAUACCCAGGGAAUUAUGACUUUCUUGGAGAUUUCCACCCAAGAGACAAUCAUCAUGUUCCCCAGAAUGCUUCGAAACAGCCAAGCCCCGAGAAGCGACCCAAGAAACACAUCGACGUUCCUCCACUGAACACGGCACGUCUCCAUCCCAACCGUCAUAAAACAAAGAAUGCAAUUCUUAGCAUCUUACCGAGCGGAGAGGUCGUUCUGGAAUUCGUGAAGCACAAAACACGCUACAAGGAGGAUCGUGUGAUGGACGUUUGCCGGAUAUCAUCGGAUGGGCUACGAUUUAUCUUGUACCACCCGGAUGGUGGAAAGGGAGUAGCGGUCAAAGAUGAACCUCCGGAUUUGCCUCCGUCUGGGGCGGACAGCAUCUUCAGCUACGAGAGCUUGCCGGAGAAGCACUGGAAAAAGUAUAUCUACGCGGCACGGUUUGUGCAAAUGGUGAAGGCAAAGACCCCGAAAAUAACGUACUACAGCCCGAAAGCAAAAUGCCAAUUAAUGGAGACGCUUGAGGAUUACGAAGCUAGCUUCUAUAGUGGAACGAAAAUUGUAAAAUCCCCACAGGAAGGUGUUAAAAUUGUGGAUAGUAGCGGUAGUACCAUCAAAGAUAUUGGAAAUCUGAUCCCAUCGUUGAAUAGGGAAUAUCAACAUUUCCAAGAAUCCUUCGAGCACUCUCGCAACAUUGAGAGGACCCUCGCUGCAAUCCACACUGGAGCUACAUUCCCCCUUAUCAUAGGACGACGUCCAGAAAAUGCUUCCUCGGCGAAUCAGAAUCAUUUGCUCUCUAACAUUUCAAAUCCCCAAACCCCUUCAACACCCCAUCAACUUUCAUCGUUCGCAAUGUCCAUCGGCUCCCACGCAUCACACCAUCGACGACCAGCGCUUGCGACCAAACCAGUUGGUAAUUUCUCGAAUGUUGCUACCAAAAAGUGCACCGUUCCCGGCGUCGGCUCUGCGGUUCAGCUGUCACAGGGAGUCAUACAGGUGCAAUUCCUAGACGGUGCCAGCCUUUCACUGAUACCGAUUGAACAGGGUGGUGGAGUAACGUUCUCACCUAGCGCAGGAAGUCCCCUACAGCACUACUCAUCGCAGGAUGAUGCCUCGCUGCCGCAAGCACUGCGAGAAAAAAUUGACCGGAUGCCACUGAUAUUGCGACAGCUGAACGCUGCACCAGCGCCAUCGAUCCCCUUCAACUUCCUGGAGGGAACCCCUCGGACGCCGGUUACUAGGUUCUUGCGGUGAUUCAAAUUCAAUCGUUAAUUUGACCAACGAAGCUCUCUAUACAUAUAUCUAAGGAGUUAUUCCGUUUACGGGCAGAAUUUUUAUUGUUACAGUGAACGAAUGUUGGGCGUACAUUGUAUGUAAUAUAAAAUCCGUUCUAUUUUAUAGUUGAACUGUGCUAAUGUAAUUUAUUAUAUAUUUUAU